AGAGUAGACAAUUGCUAGGAGUAAAAUACCUUUGAAGAAAAGAUGGUGGCCAAACGUGUGGCUAACUCAAUACUUGUGCUGAGGAUAGUUGCUCUUGUAACCGCGGCUGCAACUAUGGCUUUACUGGUUAAUGACAACUACAAAUUUGAUAAUGGUGGAGAGCUGAAAUAUCAAGAUUUCACUUCAUACAGCCUUGUGGUAGCUAUUGCAGCAAUUGCCUGUGCAUAUUGUAUAGUGCAGCUUCCUUUUGCCAUAUAUUAUGCGAUACGACGGAAGAGGUUGAUAAGCAAUGGAUUCUUUCCAGAAUUUGACUUCUAUGGAGACAAGGUAACUAGUUUGCUUCUGGCCGCAGGCAUUGGUGCUGGUUUUGCAUUGUCUGUGGAAUUAAAAAAGUUCAUCGACGACCAGAUUACAAGUUCGGAUGAUUUUAGUUCCACAUAUGCCAAGAUUUUAAUUCGAGGGUUGAUUGCUUCUGCUUUUCUUUCGGUCACAUUCCUCUCCAUGGCUAUCCUUUCAGUAAUUUCCUCCAAUAACCGAAGCAAAAUGCAACCCAACUCCUACUAAAGCCUUGCUAUAAUACGUAAAGUUUAUCAUCAAUGUUGAGUCUUCAAGUAGUUAGUUAUUUAUUUGUGCUAUGCUCAAAACACAAUUUGUGUCUUCAAUGGUAUAUUGCAUGCAUCUGCAUAAAUUCUACACCACGUGAUAAAUUUUGUAUACAACAAUUAUUUGCUAGUUUCAUGA
Messenger RNA from Glycine soja, 741 nucleotides. RefSeq names its product CASP-like protein 4D1. The record is from RefSeq and is a predicted model, not a curated record. The transcript is spliced from 3 exons. NCBI's taxonomy places the organism in Eukaryota, Viridiplantae, Streptophyta, Magnoliopsida, Fabales, Fabaceae. The coding region runs from base 43 to 564 and encodes 173 amino acids.